Molecule: messenger RNA, 351 nt
Organism: Aureobasidium uvarum
Lineage: Eukaryota; Fungi; Ascomycota; Dothideomycetes; Dothideales; Saccotheciaceae
Source: the annotation of a GenBank genome assembly
AUGGCUGAACAGGGCAUGUAUCACGAAAUGUACCGCAAUGCGUCCAUCGGUGGUACACUCGCAGAUACCCUGGACGACCUUAUUAGCAGUCGUCGCAUCGAGCCUCAGCUUGCCAUCAAGAUCAUGACCAACUUUGACAAGGCCAUCGCCCAGGUGCUUGGUGAAAAAGUCAAGGCUAGAAUGAGCUUCAAGGGACACCUCGACACAUACCGCUUCUGCGACGACGUGUGGACCUUCAUACUCAAGGACGUCAAGGUGAAGCUGGACAACUCGCAGCAGAUCGAGGUCGAGAAGGUUAGGAUCGUCAGCUUGCUCAACGCCACCUCUGCCCACAAUGGCGGAAAGAAGUAG